GUCAACGACACGACCCUUGAACGUUCAUCGAGCAGCGCCGGCGAAGUUCAACUUGAAGACAUAACUUACGAUGGCAGGAUACAAGCUACCUCUCAACAAGACCCGACUGUUAUACCUUGAGGCCCAACGGCACAACAACGCUACCGCCGACUUAUCGAGUCUCGGUGGUGCUAUCGGGACAGUCGUACAAGUUACCAUCAAAAGCAGAAGCGCAAGACCUUCGAAGGCGGAACUGGCCAUAUUUGCUAUAGAGCAGCACGAUAUCACGACGGCUAUCGAGACACUACUACUUGGACACGUAAAUGACACAGAGAGGCUUCCAAAGCGCGUGGUCAUUCGAGAAGACAGGCUGCUGGGAUACAUUCUUGUUGGCGAGCGAAAAAGAUGGACUUACGGACGACGGAAACAAUUCUAUUGGGGCGGACAUCCGCUAAGGAGUGGCGAAGACAAAUGGGUAUUCUAUUUCGAGACCACGAAAUUGCAGGCUAACUACACAAGACGUUGACUCUGGAGUUGUUUUUGUAGACCGUGGCUCAAUGUCUAUCGAACUGUCUGCAGCAUCGCUGUCGCCCAUGUGUAGACUCCAAAGUACAGCCGAUGCUAACCACCCGGCGACACCACUUGGCCUUUAUAAAUGCCCUCUUUUAUCCUGCCAUCUUGCGCAUACAAACUGUAUACAUACAUGCCCCGCGCAUCACCCGCAUAAGUUGCCUAUAUAAAAGCGUGCCUUUCCUAC
Suillus paluster is the source of this 736-nucleotide messenger RNA. RefSeq lists its product as uncharacterized. The record is from RefSeq and is a predicted model, not a curated record. Lineage: Eukaryota; Fungi; Basidiomycota; Agaricomycetes; Boletales; Suillaceae. The transcript is spliced from 4 exons. The coding region runs from base 71 to 505 and encodes 144 amino acids.